This is a messenger RNA of Amoebophrya sp. A25, 163 nucleotides long. NCBI's taxonomy places the organism in Eukaryota, Dinophyceae, Syndiniales, Amoebophryaceae. The record is from the annotation of a GenBank genome assembly.
GUUGGAGCACAUCUUGCAUGUGGUGUCGGAGCUGGAUCAGCACGGAGCGACGUCUUUAGCCGGUGAUGGCGGCGGCGGCGCACGAACAUCGCGUAAAAUUCAAGAAGAGGUCUUCCAAUUACUUCUGUCACAAUUGAGCACACUAAUUGGCGUCAACGUGCAC